Clarias gariepinus (North African catfish) is the source of this 7952-nucleotide messenger RNA. RefSeq names its product CBFA2/RUNX1 partner transcriptional co-repressor 3 (gene cbfa2t3). The record is from RefSeq and is a predicted model, not a curated record. Gene Ontology annotation, cellular component: nucleus. Gene Ontology annotation, molecular function: transcription corepressor activity. The transcript is spliced from 12 exons. Gene Ontology annotation, biological process: DNA-templated transcription; negative regulation of DNA-templated transcription. The coding region runs from base 606 to 2672 and encodes 688 amino acids. Lineage: Eukaryota; Metazoa; Chordata; Actinopteri; Siluriformes; Clariidae.
CAAGGGCGUGUGAGUGUAAAGGGUGUCAGACAGGAAACGUGUGGUCAGAGAGAAGUUCGGCCAGGAAGGGGAAAAGUGAACUGCUCACACAGCUGGUUCCUGCCAGAGGAAACCGUCACGGCGGCUAUCACGUCCUGCAGGGCUAUUACCUACCCCUGGGAAACAAGAGCUUACACAGAGGGAUCGGAGAACGCCCACAUACCCAGACUCGCCCUCUCUACACGCCGUCCGAGCUUAACAUGGCAAACAGACCCCUGUGUACUGCUAUCAAAGUUCUCAGGCCCUAUCAGGGAGGGAGAGAUAGACAGAAAGUGAGAGCGAGCGAGAGAAAGAUAGAGAGAGAGGGUGGGAAGUAACUGUCGUGAAGGAGGAGUUGCUCUUUAGGUCCACUCUGCUGUCAUAGUCGUUCAGAUGUGAAGAACCACUCUGCUGUUUCCUAUGAACCGAUAUAUAAAUAUAUAUAUAUAAUUUUUUUUUUAUAUUUUAUAUUUUAAAGUGAGACUUGUUUACAAAGACAGGAAAAGUGUGGAAUUUUGUCAGGCUUGGAUAUAAAGUUCACACUGUGCUGAAUCUCCUCCAAAGGCUUUGAGGAUCAAAGUGGAGGAAUGUACGAGAUGACUUCAGCACUUCACAGAGACAGGUACAAAAGGACUGGGAGCAGGAGGCAUUCCUCAUCUUCCGCUUCUUCGCUCUCCCGGGUUCUGAUGUCUCCGAGAGUAGCCACGGUAAUGCUGACGAGCCCAAGAGGCACAUCAGAAAAACGCCACGUGCAUCAGCUGGCACUGUCCUCACACACGCAGAGGAGACGGAACGCUGGUAGCACUGAAACAAAGCACGGAACAAUGCCAGAUUCACCAGCCGAUGUGAAAACCCAGCCCAGGUCGACUCCGCCUACAAUGCCACCUCCACCACCUGCAGUGAGCCAGGCAGCCAAUCGCAAUGCGUCAUUCACGCCUACUACCAUGCUGAACGGGAGCAGCCACUCGCCAACCGCGCUUAACGGAGCACCGUCCACCCCCAACGGCUUCAGCAAUGGGCCGGCCGGCUCGUCCACAGCGGCGCUGCCCACACAGCAGCUCCCGCCGGCGUGCGGAGCGCGGCAGCUCUGCAAACUCAAACGCUUCCUCACCACCCUGCAGCAGUUCGGCAACGACAUCUCACCCGAGAUAGGGGAGAGGGUGCGCAGCCUGGUGCUCGGACUCGUGAAUUCGACUCUCACCAUAGAGGAGUUUCACUCCAAACUGCAGGAGGCCACCAACUUCCCUCUUCGACCCUUUGUCAUCCCCUUUCUCAAGGCCAAUCUGCCCCUCCUGCAGAGGGAGCUGUUGCACUGUGCCCGUCUGGCCAAACAGACCCCCGCUCAGUACCUGGCACAGCAUGAGCAGCUGCUGCUGGACGCCAAUGCCAACUCGCCGCUCGACUCCUCGGAGAUCCUCCUGGAGCUCAACGAGCACGGCAAGAGGAGAACGCCAGACAGGACCAAAGAGGCAGGAGGAGAGAGGGAAACCUUGCACAACGAGCACAUGGCCAAACGGCCAUGUACAGUAAGCCCGAGUCAGCGCUUCAGUCCAAGCAGCGGCAUCGCGGCCCACGCUCCUCCCAACGGCCUGCCCGCUCACCCCCCCAAUGGCCUGGCCCACCCGAGCGCCCCCGGACCACAGCAGUACCGCCUGGAGGACAUGGCCAUGGCUCACCACUACAGAGACGCCUACAGACACGGCGAGCAUAGGGAGGCUCGCGAACGCCACCGACAGACAGCUGUUCAUGGAGCGCGUCAGGAGGAGGUCAUCGAUCACCGGCUCACCGACCGUGAGUGGGCUGAGGAGUGGAAGCACCUGGAUAACUUGCUGAACUGUAUAAUGGACAUGGUGGAAAAGACAAGGCGCUCUCUGACCGUGCUGCGCCGCUGCCAGGAGGCCGACCGCGAAGAGAUGAACCACUGGAUCCGGCGCUACAGCGACGUAGAGGAUAUGAAGAAAGACAUUCACCGAGACUUCCUUCAUCGGCCCCCGUCCGGCUACCUGCCUGAAGAGAUCUGGAGGAAGGCAGGUGCCCCCAGCAUCCCGCUCUCCCCAGCAAUAAAGCAACUGCACAACAAACAGGAGGAGGCAGUGAACGAGGUGAAGAGACAGGCCAUGUCUGAGCUGCAGAAAGCCGUUUCCGAUGCUGAGAGGAAAGCUCACGAGAUGAUCUCAGCCGAGCGCUCCAAGAUGGAAAGAGCGCUAGCGGAGGCUAAGAGACAGGCCUCCGAGGACGCGCUGUCCGUCAUCAACCAGCAAGAGGACUCCAGCGAGAGUUGUUGGAACUGCGGCCGCAAGGCAAGCGAGACGUGCAGCGGCUGUAACACGGCGCGGUACUGCGGCUCCUUCUGCCAGCACAAGGACUGGGAGAAACACCACCACGUGUGCGGCCAGACGCUGCAAGGGCUCCCGGGAGGCAGCAGCGUCCCUCUGGGAACUCCAUCCUCUUCGUCGUCCUCCUCUUCUUCUUCCUCUUCAUCCUCUUCCAGUGCUCCCCCCACACACUCCGAAAGCACCACUCCGGGCCCUCUGUCUCUGGUUGGCCAGGGCGGCGGAGGAGGAAGCCCUAAAGACAGCAGUUCCAGCUCCAGCAGCGUGUCGCGUUCCACCACCCCAGCCACACCUGCCCUUCUGGACUCCUCCUCCCGCUGACCUCUGACCCUUCCCCAGUCUGGUCAGGCUCCCUGCUACCGCUACCGCUGCUGCCGCUGCACCUGCACCCAAAAGAAGAAGAAGAAAGUAAUGUUCACCACACUUCCUCGCACUUCUUCCACAAGUUCCCCACUUCUUCUCGACUACCUGAAGCUCUCAUUUAACCCUAGCGCUAAUAUUUAUUAAAAAACUGAAGGGUUUGAUUUACCGUGGACGCAGUCAGCGACUUUAAGCGUGUCUUAUUUAAAAAUAAGGCUGCAAGAAAUGAAUGGCUUUAUGAAGAAUUUAAGCCCUGUAUAUAUAAUGGUCAACCCAGCAUGCAUGGAGGCAGUUCACACCUGAGACACUCCAUCCUCUUCUGCAGAGAGCAAUGCGACUUUUUUUUUUCUUCUUAAAUACAGGAGUAAGAGUUAGUUCCUUUUGCUGGUCUAGCACACACUUUUGCCCUUCUCUCCUGUCUCCUGUCUCCUGGGUUUGUUCAGAAGGGGACUCGACAGGCUUCCCCUCCCAUCCCAGCACUCCGUUCUUCAAACCAUGAACGAUCUUCUUUCACCGGUUUGUUUUUGGCUUUAACAAGAAAAUCCAAAAAUAAUAAUGAUAAUAAAUAAAUAAAUAAAUAAAAAAGAAUAAAGACCUGAUAACUACCUUGCUAGCGAGCCAAGAAAAACCUACGCCGGACUCACCUCUCUGUUCUGACGCGAACCCAAAUAAAUAAUAAAAAAAAAAACAUGAUCCAAACCUUUUUAAUACACUGCCAAAGUUUCACGGAGAAGCACUCGUCUUGUAACCAAACGCGAACGACGCAAAACCUCCUCAAACCCAAGUCUGGUUUCUGUGGAGAGGCAGCAAGGAAACAAAGGAACGAAUUCAAUCCCUGCCUCCCUCCUCUCACUGUGCCCCCCCCCCUUUUUUCUUUCCUUUUUCCUGGUUCAGUUACCCACAAUCCCCUGCUCCAACCCCAAGGAACACGUUAAAGUGACAUGUCAUCCGCCUCUGCUCAAAGCAAAAAGACAUAUAUAGGCGGAGAGAGAAAGAAAGCAAGGACGAGUGGACCAAACGAGACGUAUGGGAAUGAACGCGCUCUUGGCCUCAAAAGGAAAAUUGGCACUGCGAAUGCCAAAAAUAUAAUCCAACCUUCAAAAAAGAACCGAGAACGUCUGUGCGAGGAUCGCACUCCAAGGACGAGCCUUUUCAAGCAAUUCUCCGAUUUUGUUUUUUUCUUUUUCUAAAACUCUCCCAAUUUUACACCGAGCUGUAAUUUUCACUCUCUCUCUCUUUCUCUCUUUUCCAAAGCAUGAAGAGCAGACUGCUAAAAAAACAAACAAAAAAAAAAUCCAAAAAAAAAAAAAAAAGAACCUGUCUCAUAAAAAUCAGUGUGGACUUGAUUUCUCUUCUAUAUAUCUUUAUCUCUCUCUUUCUCUCCGUUUUUUUUUCUACCUCCUGCCUACCUGUCCUUUCGUCUCGUCCCUCUCUGAGCAGAUAUCUAAGAAGGGAUCAAUUGUGUAGAUACUGCUUUCUGGUUCUCUAUGUCUCUGUCUCUGAUGUCUACCUGUGCUGCCUGACUUUAUUUGUUCGUUUGCUUGUUUUAUUACCGUUCUUUCUUCGUCUUCUUUCGUUUAUCGGUUUGGGCCGGACAUGUAAAGACGUUCUGAGAAUGGAGAAAUCUGUAGAGUAGAAACUCCUCGUGUAUUUAUAUCGCUCGUGUCUCGAGACGGUGAGAGGACGGAGGUGCAAUAUGAGAAGAGAAUUCAGCUACUGAACGGAACCUCAGAAACCACCCUUAGGGUACCUUAUAAUAUAAAUCUACAUAUAAAUCUAUUUAAAAUAACAUCCGUAACUUAAUGUGAAUGUAUAUAGUAUUUAAAAGUAAGAGGUCCAAAAAAGAAAAAUGUGUUUGCCAAAUAACAAAGUAUAAUGUCUACAAAUACUUUCUCAGUUCUUUUCCUUUCCAAAUCAAAGCAAUUGUGAUUACUCCAUCAGACCCAUGCUUUUUCUUUCUUUUUCUUUUUUUUUGUCCCAUCAGUUUUACUCUGUAUAUUGUGUAAUCUAUAGAUGUAGAUGACAGUAAGUCCUGAUUUUGCCGAGUCUCAUGCUUUAAAAAGGACCGUGCUUAUGUUUAGCCAGUCACAAGCUGGAUUGACUGGAUGACAUCAUCGUUAUAAUUGACCUAACGUUACCUUUUUGACGUCUGGCAUUAAAGCAGCAGCUUGUACAUUUGCUGGCUCUGUGAAAUCAGGAGCACGUAGGUGAAACGGAGGAGGUGAAUGUCGGAGUUGAUCACCGCUACGCAUCACUGCUUGUAAAGUUUAUCGCCAGAGGGCUGAAAGCGAAACGCUACGAGACAUUCAAAGUGUGUGUUCGUGAACGCAGUUGUUAACCGUGAUGCAGUAGGCAGGCUUCCUAUGGAUUUCAGUGUAACUUUCUCACUGAGUCAGCCUCUAAAACUAAACCCCAAACCCGACACCAGAGUCAAGCUAACACUCCUUUAUUCGUUGUCUAUACUGCGGUACGUAGCUAUGUUUUUUUUUCCAUCCUGAUGCAGUCAUCAGCUUUCUCUCCAAACGAAUGUGGAAUCUUUUUAUUUGAUUAAUAAAGGGCCAUGUAAUGAUCUCACAAUGCGCCAAAUAAUAGAAAAUAAACUAAGUCCGUCACCUUGAAAGAAUUUGGUUUAAACGCGAGUCGGCUGGACAGGGCCGAAAACAUUUUGUGCACUCAGACGUCCUGUCCACGUGUCAUACCUCUAAUACGGACCAAACUUGAAGGUUUCCUGCUCAGUGUCCUAUUGUCCUAUUCGGUGCUUUUUUUUGUUGUUGUUUUCUUGAUGUCAGCUUCUUUAAUUUAAGCGCAGCGUUAAAUAUUGAACAAUCUAUUUUCUUGUUUCUAAAUUAAUAAUAUAUUAAGCCUUUCACCUUCUCCUAGCCUUUCACCUGUGUAUGAUGACGCUACGCAGUUCUACAGAGACACGUGACUUUCUCGUCCCCCCUGGUUGUUAAUCCUUGGCCUUGCGUCUCCUGAUUAGCUACCUCCUGUCCAAGAGAAUGAGAUCUACGUGUGCUCAGAGAGCCGUGCCACUAGCAGACAUGCAAACCAGCUGCCAUAUGAAGAAAUAAUCUGCAUUCAGCAUGCUUAUGUCAUUUUAAGGACAUUGUAAAGAGACAUUAGUUACUUUUUUUUAGACCAAACGGAGUGAAAGCCUAUGUUCACACAGCAGGGCAAAUCUAAACAUUAGCACCGUAUAUGCAGAUAGGAAUGAUUAAAUAUGUGUAAGGAGUGUUCAGGUCAAACCGGGACUUUUGAUCGCACAGAAUUAAUAUGUUUAUUACAAUCCUCUGCUUGGAUAACAUUGAGGUAAGAGGGUUUUCUGGCAUGAUCGGACUGCCUGCCCCACAUCUGAACCGCUGGCCUCACAGGAACUACUUUAAUCCCCCAAAAAUUAUGGAAAACCUUUUAAACCGAGGUAAGGACUGUACUGGGGAUUUGGCAAUAUCCAUCGAAGUUCAGGUUUGACUUGAAUGCCCCUCGUAGUUCAUAUUACAUCCAGUCUGACUGGAUUUUUAAAAAAAGAGUAAAGUGUGGCUUAAGGUUUGGAUCUGACCUGUUCUGUCUGCCUGAACAUAGCUCAGGUCAUGCAAUAUUUUAUAAACAGCUUUUUGAGUUUUAAUUAACCUUUCAGCAUACUCCCAUAGUUAUCCAAAAUAACAGACCAAAGCACCUCUGCAUGCUGGUUAAUCACAGCCUUUUGAACAUGAGCUAGUGUGAACUAAGGCCUCUAAACCAAAGUGUUAGAAAUAAACACACACUCCAAGCACGAGACAGAACACACAACACAACAGCCUGGUGCUGAAAAUACAAAGCUACAGCUAGGCGUGUGCCUAUAGUAUACAGCUAUAUUUCACUGUGUGCACUAAGGUCGGUCAGUGCAGACGGUAUCAUAGACAGUCAAGACAAAUUUGUAAUGAGGCAUAAAGAUAAAUGUGAAGAUUCAGUGUUAAUAAGUACAGGUAAGUGUGUCUGUUUUAUUAACAUAUAAGCCUUAUGAUAUUGUAAAGAAUGAUAAAAGCUUAUUCAGUUAUCACGAUAUUAUGAACAGACACACGUCUAGCAUCAGCCAACCUCACUGACUUGAGUGUGUGCUUGAGAGACAGAUAUCCAUGAUCUCACCGUACUUGAAUAUUUCAGAGCUUUAAUCCAUUAACACAAGCAGAAUAAAGCCAGAGGACCCACAUACACACCCAUAUAAACACAUACACACACACACACACACACAUAUAUCUCUCACUCCUACUCUAUGCUUUGCAUGUCUGCUUAGCCCACAUUUAGUUCAUAUGAAGUUCACCCUGUGCCAUUUUAUGAUCUCGUCUGGGUCCCGUUGUGUCUCCAACCAAAGUUGAACCAAAAAGGAAGAGCUUGAUGAUGGAUCUUCCACCAUUUGUAUGUCUAUAUAUCUGUGUUUUUCUGGGCACAGCAAGAGGCACGGCUUCUCUGAGCGGAUUUGUGCGGGGAUCGAGGCUAGGAGACAUUCCAGUCUAAAGAUUUCUGACCCGCAAAAAUGGAAACCAAACAUUAACACACCUUAAUCUAGAAGAUCACGUGAGCUCUGUAGGCAUAAAUCUCAAACAGUGAUACAUUUUACAUUGCAUAUAUAUUUAAAACGAGACAUUUGAUGAGUUUUUUUUUCUUCUACUUUAAUAAUGCCAUCCGUAAGGGUAUACAGUAGGUGGAAUGUUUUGCUAGGAAAAUGCAGAAGCUUUUCGGACUCUGUAGCAGAGGCCCUUAACCAGUGGACAUCCAUAGCUCAUCCUGUAAUAAUAUAAACCUUACACUAAAUGAGACUGAGAAUGCUAUUGUAAGCAAAGCCGGAGUGGACGCUUGAUCUCCCCAAUGCUAAAAUAGCUAGAGUUUUUUUCUUUUUUUUUUUUUUUGUAAAGAUACCUAAAGAUGAAGGCUUGGUUUGACAUGUUUAGGGAAGCAUUAUUUACUGUAUUGUGCAAUACAUUGGUACAGAAAAGAGAACGUUGUUUCUGUAGGAAAAGGUUGGUGUGAUGAAGAACUUUUUAUUUUUUUUGCUUCCUGUUAUCAGUCUCUAGAUGAAGUGAACUGUGCCAGGAGAAGUUUUGAUUUCUUUCUUGCAUGCUCUCCUCCUCCUUUUUGCUGGCCCCUCUACUCCUUUACUGUGCGCUUCGUUGGAUAUGUGACGCUGUAAAAAUUCUAAAUCAGGUUAUUGUCUGUGUUGAGAUAUGUAUCUGUGUAAUUAAAAAAGACAACGAAAUACGAUACCAA